GCUUCGUGCUUCAAAUCGGACCCACUUCGCUUACACACAACGCAGCCAAUCAGACCUCUGCUAGUCCGCCACGCCGAUGCUUCCAACCUCGCACACAUCUCGCAUACGCACGGCUGCAACGUCGUUGGUGAAGACGCCAGACCCAGGGGUGCUAAACUCGUGGAGGACAAAUCGAGGAUUUCCAGCCCCUCGUCCGCGUCUCUCAACCUCUCCGAUCUAGACGAUGACCCACCAGCCAUCGGCAGAUCGCGCCUUGCCACAGCUUGCACCGACAACUCGCAUUCACGAAGUGCCAUCUCACCAAGACUGGGUUCGCCAGACUACUUCCAAACACCCAACUUCACCGCAGUCACAGCUGGCAGCCGUUCAAAAUCCCAUAUUCCCGAACCGACCACGGAUCUAACGAAAUAUCGCCUGAAUUACCCCAGUCUGCUGGCCACGGUUCGUCGGUUGGUGAGUGGAAAAGCGGCACCCAAUGCCACCCAAACACUGGGACCGUUCGCCGAAGAAAUUUUGCGGCAGCGCGUUGACACAAGCCCACCAAACACAUGGCCCAUGUUCGAUGUCGUGGACAAUGGCAUCACGCAGAUAAGACGUCAGUGGAAGUGUCGUUAUUACGCCCUUCUAGAUGCUGUCGAUCUCCUCUACAAGGACUACCAGUUGCUGUACCGAGUGAGUGAAAAUCAACGCCGUGUAUUGACAUCAUCGAUGGUGGAUCGUCUCCUAGCGAGCCACAUAUCGAAAAAUAAUCUAGAAGCUGUCGUUUUCUGA
Molecule: messenger RNA, 771 nt
Organism: Mesocestoides corti
Lineage: Eukaryota; Metazoa; Platyhelminthes; Cestoda; Cyclophyllidea; Mesocestoididae
Source: the annotation of a GenBank genome assembly